AUGCCGGUUCGCCGACGGCGUGCUGCGGGGGGCGCCCGAUCCGAGCUGCCGCCGCUGAAGAUCGUGCGCAAGAUCCUCCUGCUACAGCUGGCUUACUAUGCCUCCGCGACGGUCUUGAUCCUGUUUACUACGCUUGUUUACGGAACGCCCUUCUCGCUUGAUCUGGUCUUGAACUGGGAUGCUAUUCGUGGGGAUACGACUAUUGGGUGGAUGUUGGGGUUCGUGUGGGUGUUGAAUAGUGGGAUAGGGGUGAUCUUCCUUCUCCUACUCGUCGUCCGAUCCAAGCUGAUCCCCGACUUCGCCUUGACCAUCCAUUUUCUACACAUCAUCGCUACCACCCUAUACACGCAUUCGAUCCCUCGGAACUGGCUCUGGUGGGGUCUGCAAGGCGCCAGCGCCUCCCUCAUGACCUUCCUCGGAGUCUGGGCCUGCCAGUGGCGCGAACUCCAGCCCAUCAGCUUCGGCGGGAUCGGAGGCUCCAGCAGCGGCAGCGGCUCAGGGCCGUCAUCCCAACCAGCCGGAGACGACAACGGCGAGUCGUCACGCGGUCGCGGGCGCGCCCGGGAUCUAGGCGGGAACGAGUACGAGAUGGGCGAGAUGAAGGUGACCGGUGAUCAGGCGGUGUAA
Messenger RNA from Aspergillus campestris IBT 28561, 627 nucleotides. RefSeq names its product protein SYS1. NCBI's taxonomy places the organism in Eukaryota, Fungi, Ascomycota, Eurotiomycetes, Eurotiales, Aspergillaceae. Gene Ontology annotation, biological process: protein localization to Golgi apparatus; Golgi to plasma membrane protein transport; Golgi to endosome transport. Bases 1 to 627 code for a protein of 208 amino acids. The transcript is spliced from 2 exons. The record is from RefSeq and is a predicted model, not a curated record. Gene Ontology annotation, cellular component: trans-Golgi network; Golgi membrane.